AUGACGAUGAAGGGCAGGACUCUCAUAUUCUUCAGCUUCUUGACCUUGGCUGCUGCAAUGUUUAAAAGAACUGCGAAGCAGCUGGUGACUGUGGAUGAGCUCGGCCAGAGAUCUGGCAUCUCUGGGACUGGGAAUCGAAGCCGUUUGAACUCGGGUGGCAACCUGAGCAACUUCGGCAAAGGCACUCGAAGAGCCGCAGAGACUCCGGGGACCCCGACACUGCUGGCUGCGCAGCCGCUGAAGUGGAUACACAUACCGAAGUGCGGGACUUCUUUGUUGAAUGCGUUGAUCCAUCUUCCCGGUGUUUGCCCGGGAGUAGACGACUCUUUCCAAGUGAACUCCGAGGUACUUGGGCAUCACUUCGAAGCGAAUUUUGACAAAGCUUGCCAGUACCUCUGCGAUGGCACGAAGUUCGUGUGCACUACAACAAUCAAUGGGCUGUACAGACCUCACCGGGGCAUCGGUAUCGAGUACGAUUUCCUCAAAGGCCACAUCGUGACCAUGUUCCGAGAUCCGAUUCAGCGUAUCUACUCUGCCUGGAAUGAUCCCGUGUUUAAGCAUGGAGCUGGGCAUAAGGACUUCCUCCACUAUGUACAUUCAGAGGCGCAUGCUCUGACAUGUCAGAUCAUGGGAGAUGGGGUCAUGGAUCCGCUGCCAAAAUUCUGCAAGAAUAUGACCGAAGCAGAUGCGGGACUGGCGCUGGUCAGGAUUCGGGAAGGCUUCGCGUUUGCCGGGAUUGUGGAGGAAUGGGACCUCUCCAUGUGCCUCUUCCACCGUAUGUUUGGAGGUAGUUGUCUCCACUCGGAGUUCAUGGACAACAGGCCGACGUUUCCUGGAGAGACAACUUACCACGAGUACGAUACGUCUGAGCUUGGAGGGUAUGAUGACCCAGUGGACCGACUCCUCUACAAUGGAGCCAAGGAGCUCUUCUUUGAGAAGCUGAGGGAAUACAAUGUGUCCCAUGAGUCGUGUCAGCCGUGCUAUGCACAGGCACAGCUGCAAACAACUUGA
Molecule: messenger RNA, 1011 nt
Organism: Symbiodinium necroappetens
Lineage: Eukaryota; Dinophyceae; Suessiales; Symbiodiniaceae
Source: the annotation of a GenBank genome assembly